Messenger RNA from Solanum pennellii, 1392 nucleotides. Its product is annotated as transcription factor MYB74-like. Bases 131 to 1219 code for a protein of 362 amino acids. The record is from RefSeq and is a predicted model, not a curated record. The transcript has 3 exons. Lineage: Eukaryota; Viridiplantae; Streptophyta; Magnoliopsida; Solanales; Solanaceae.
CCUCUCAUUAAUAUUUUCAUCAAAUACGGACUUUUGCAUUUUCAUUUCUUCUCCUCAACAACAAAUACUUAUACACACACAAAAAAAAAACACAACAAAGUGAAAUAAAUUAUAACUCAUUAUCAUCAAUAUGGGUAGAGCUCCUUGUUGUGACAAAAAUGGACUUAAAAAAGGUCCAUGGACACCUGAAGAAGAUCAAAAACUCAUUGAUUACAUUCAAAAACAUGGAUAUGGUAAUUGGAGGACUCUUCCAAAGAAUGCUGGGCUUCAAAGAUGUGGAAAAAGUUGUAGGCUUCGUUGGACUAAUUAUCUAAGGCCAGAUAUUAAAAGAGGAAGAUUUUCUUUUGAAGAGGAGGAGACUAUCAUUCAACUCCACAGUAUUUUAGGCAACAAGUGGUCUGCUAUUGCUGCACGUUUACCUGGUAGAACUGAUAAUGAAAUUAAGAACUAUUGGAAUACGCAUAUCAGGAAAAGGCUUUUGAGGAUGGGGAUUGAUCCAGUGACACACAGUCCACGUCUUGAUCUUCUUGAUCUUUCUUCCAUUUUAAACCAUUCAAUUUACAAUAAUUCAUCUCAUCAUCAAAUGAAUCUUUCAAGAUUGUUAGGCCAUGUGCAUCCUUUGGUUAAUCCUGAACUCUUGAGAUUAGCUACUUCUCUUUUAUCAUCCCAACGCCAAAACACAAACAACUUUUUAAUCCCAAAUAAUCUUCAAGAAAAUCAAAUAAUUUGCCAAAACCAAUUGCCACAAAUGGUCCAAAAUAACCAAAUUCAAGAUUUUUCAACUAUAAGUACAGCCCCAUGUGUUCCAUUUUCUAGUCAUGAAGCUCAACUCAUGCAGCCACCUAUUGCAACAAAAAUAGAGGAUUUCUCAUCAGAUCUUGAAAACUUUGGUAACUCACAAAAUAAUUGUCAAGUUAUUAAUGAUGAUGAGUGGCAAUUAAGCAAUGGCGUGACGGAUGAUUAUUUUCCUUUACAAAAUUAUGGGUACUAUGAUCCUCUAACGUCCGAUGAAAACAACAACAAUUUUAGUCUCCAGUCAGUCGUUUUGUCGAAUUUAUCGACACCUUCAUCAAGUCCUACGCCAUUGAAUUCAAAUUCAACUUACUUCAACAAUAGCAGCAGCACAACUACUGAAGAUGAAAGAGAUAGCUACUGCAGCAACAUGUUGAACUUUGAUAAUAUUCCAAAUAUUUGGGAUUCUACUAAUGAAUUUAUGUAAUUUAUGUAAUUUUUACGCUUUUUUUUUUAAAGGAACAAACACACAGUUCGAAAGAGGUGUUUUAUUUAUUUUUUACCUCUGAGCUUUUGGACAUGUUGUUGUUUCCUGAAAAACAAAAAAAAAAAAGGUUACUUCUUUUAGUUUAGUGCAUAAUUUUUAUUUUGUUGACCUUA